Acinonyx jubatus (cheetah) is the source of this 3499-nucleotide messenger RNA. It is a transcript of the gene SRRM3, whose product is annotated as serine/arginine repetitive matrix 3. Gene Ontology annotation, molecular function: mRNA binding. The record is from RefSeq and is a predicted model, not a curated record. Lineage: Eukaryota; Metazoa; Chordata; Mammalia; Carnivora; Felidae.
AGGAGACAGCGGAAGGACCUUACUGGCAAGAUGGCGGCUAACUUGUGUGUGGCCAUGGAUCUAGAGCUUGCUUGAAGCUGUGGCCUGUACCUUGAGGGGGUGGUGGCCCUGAGUCCUGGCACUAUCGCUGGGAAGGGCCGAGGCCAGCGGCUCCGGGGCCAGCCGCCAUGUCCUCCACCGUGAACAACGGGGCGGCCGGCAUGCCGUCCCCACCGGACGCGGCGAACGGCUUCCCUCAGCCGGGGGCCUCCUCGGGGACCUGGCCGCGGGCCGAGGAGGAGCUGCGCGCCGCGGAGCCGGGCCUGGUAAAGCGCGCGCAUCGCGAGAUCCUGGACCACGAGCGCAAGCGGCGCGUGGAGCUCAAGUGCAUGGAGCUGCAGGAGAUGAUGGAGGAGCAAGGGUACUCGGAGGAGGAGACCCGACAGAAGGUCAGGACUUUCCGGCAGAUGCUGAUGGAGAAGGAGGGAAUGCUGACCAGGGAGGACCGGCCUGGGGGCCACAUCGUGGCGGAGACCCCGCGGCUGCUCGAGGGCGCGGAGCCGGGCCUGGAGUACGCGCCCUUGGACGAGGACGACGGCCCGGUGGACUGCGACUGCCCGGCCGCCUGCUACCGCGGGCACCGGGGGUACAGGACCAAGCACUGGUCCAGCAGCUCGGCGUCGCCCCCUCCCAAGAAGAAGAAGAAAAAGAAAGGCGGCCACCGGAGAAGCCGCAAAAAGAGGAGACUGGACUCUGAGUGCAGCUGUGGGAGCUCCUCACCCCUGCGCAAGAAGAAGAAGAGUGUGAAGAAGCACCGAAGAGACAGGUCUGAUUCUGGGUCCCGGAAGAAGAGACGACACAGAUCUCGAAGCCCCAAGAGCAAAAGGAAAGAGAAGAACAAAGAGAGGAAGAGGCCACACGCGGAGUCCCCAGGUCGGAGGCCCCGUCGCCACAGCAGCGGCAGCUCCCAGAGCCCCUCCCUCUCCUCCCACUACAGCGAUUCCAGAUCACCCAGCAGGCUGAGCCCCAAGCACCGAGAUGACGGGCGGAAGACGGGCAGCCAGCGGUCCAGCGGGAGCCGGUCGCCUUCCCCGUCCGGCGGCAGCGGGUGGGGGUCGCCCCAGCAGAACGGCGGCAACAGACAGCGGAGCGGAGCGCACGGGGGCCGCCCCGGCUCGGCGCAAAGCCCGCCAGAUAAGCCCAGCUCGCCCUCGCCCAGGGCCCGCGACCAGGCGGAGGCCGGCGCAGCCACGCCGCCCGCGCGGGGCAAGGAGAGCCCGAGCCCGCGCUCGGCUCCGUCGUCGCAGGGCAGAGGAGGCCGCGCGGCGGGCGGGACGGCCAGGCGGCGGCGGCGGCGGCGCUCCCGGUCCUCGGCGUCCGCGCCCCGCCGCAGGGGCCGCCGGCGCGCCCGGCCCGCGCCGCCCCGGGGUUCGUCGCGCUCGCUCAGCAGGGCGCGCUCCAGCAGCGACUCCGGCGGCGGCGGCGCCCCCGGCCCCGGGCCCGAGCCCGGCUCCGAGCGAGGCCACGGCGCGCACGGGAAACGGACCAAGGAGCGGCCCCCGCGCGCUCGGCCGGCCAGCACCUCCCCGUCCCCGGGCGCGCACGGCAGGCACGGCGGCCCGGAGGGGAAGAGCUCGUCGCGCAGCCCGGGCCCCCACCCGCGCUCGUGGAGCUCCAGCCGCUCGCCCUCCAAGUCCCGCUCGCGCUCCGCGGAGAAGAGGACCCGCAGCCCCAGCCGCUCGCCGUCGCCCAAGAAAAACCUGGGCCGGGACAAGGACGGCGAAGGCCGCGCGAGGCACGCCGAGGCCGAGGCCGCCCGCGCCCGGCGCCGCUCCCGCAGCUACUCGCCCAUCCGCAAGCGGCGCCGGGACUCGCCCAGCUUCAUGGAGCCGCGGCGCAUCACCAGGUCCAGCCUGCCGAGUGGCCUGUGGCCGGCCUGGGGGCCGGGGGACCCCCUCCCCACAGGCUGCAGGGGAGAUGCCCAUUGCCCGAAAGCGUCCCAUCCCCUACUACCGGCCCAGCCCCUCGUCCUCCUCCAGCUGCCUGAGCAGCGACUACUCAAGCCGGAGCCCCAGCCGCAGCCCCAGUCCCGGUCACAGCCACGGAAGCUACAGCAGCCGCAGCCGCGGGACCCGCAGCCGCACGCGCAGCCCCUCCCGGACCCCCAGUCCCAGCUACCACAGCCGGAGCAGCUCAGAGAGUGGGGGCUUCUGAGCCCGGACAGACCCAGCUUGGUGCCCCCUGGCAUAGGGAGAGGCGAGGGGUCAGGCCCCAGGACCCGUGAGGGGGCCUGCACCCCACUGCUACAAGGGGGUCCCUGGGCCAGGGAAGACCUUGAGUGUGGGCGCCCUGCAGACAAGGAGGAGCUGGGUUCUGCUGCUUCUAGAGGGUCCCCACCCCCACCUCCUGCCUGCCCACCGUGUCCAGGGAACAAAGAGCCGUUGCGAACACAGGGAUCGCCCUGUCCCCCUUCCUGCUUGAUGCCAGCUCACCAGGCUGGGGACAGCUCGGUGGACCCAGGGACACCUCGGAAGGUGCCAGACCUGGAAGCCUCCCGCACCCACUCCACAGGGCCCUCGGCUCCUUUCUAUCAACGCGCAGACGAGGAGGUGGGAUGGCAGGCAGGAUCUAAGUUAGACAGAAGGAAGAACGACCUAACCCUUGGUGCAUCACCAUCCAAGCUGGGGAGCGGCUUCCUUCUGAGCUGGCUGCAGGAUCCUGGCUGAUGGCUGGAGGCUGGCCCCACAGCCUCCCCCGACCCCUCCCCUGGCCCAGGAGGACCCAGACUAGGUGGGCCCCUAAGCCCCAGCCUGAGGAGCCGGGGAGCUUACUCUUGGUCCCACCUCUCCCUUCCAGGCCAGGCUCUCCCCUUCGGCCCUCACCCCAUGCCCGGGGCCAAGGCCGCAGCAGCAGCCAGGCCUUCUGCAUGACAAGAGAUGGGAAGUAUAGACUAUGCUGCAUCCGAGCCUGACAUCAAAAGGGGUUCAGGUCAGAAGGUGAAGAGAGAAGAGGUAGAUGGAAGAGAGCCUGUGAGGAGUGGGAGAAGGCAACGCAGUCCGAUGACCGAGCAAGCCCUCGUGUCCCAGUGUGCCCUGUGUCUGGGACAUGGGCCAGAUGGCAGCACAGGGUCGCAGGUAUAGGAUAACAGGCACUUCGGGGCCUGCCCGAGGGAGCGCUUCCUUCUCGGGAUUUGGUGGGGAGGUAGUCAGUGGAGGCUACCCAGAGAGGGGUGCUACAGCAAAGGGUAAGAUCUAGAUGCAGGGCCUCGGCCUGGGACCUCGAGUGGCACCCCAACCCCCACCCCCAGCCCUCUUCUGCUGCUCCCAGCCCACUCCUCCUGGGGCCCUCAGGGAUCUCACAAAGUCUUCCUUGGCCCAACAGGGCAUCUGCCCUGGGCUCCCACAGGGGGGAGGGGUCUGGGGUCUGGUCCGGGUUCCCCCUCUCUCUAUUUUCCCCUCCCUCUUUCUCCGCGGUGCGGAUAAAAAUUGGACUCUAAUAAACACUCGGUGCCCGGAUGGCA